GCAGGGACCCAGCCCACCCCCACCUCCUCCCCGCCCGCUGCCGUACAGCGCAUUCGGUGCCUGGUGGCUCUGCUGGCGGUGGCGCCGCUACAGGCCGGUGAUGCGGUGCUGCCCGAGGUCUACUCGCCCCACCUGGACCUGCACCAGCGCCUCACGCUGCUGGAGGCGCUGGAGGGGGCGGCGCAGGAGCUGGCGGCCGACCCGCGGGUCACUCCGCGCCUCGUGCAGGGGCCGGGCGGGGCGCCGCAGCUGGUGGAGGGCCCCCCCGGUGCCGCAUCCCGCCAGCUGCCACUGCAGGCGGGGACAGGACAGCGGGGGCAGCAGCAGCAACCGCAGCGGCAGCAGCAGCAGCAGAUAACGGCGGGUGGAGUGUGUGAAGCGGGCGGCGUUCAGCCAGCAGCCGGGGCGCUUGCGGGAGGAG
Molecule: messenger RNA, 421 nt
Organism: Astrephomene gubernaculifera
Lineage: Eukaryota; Viridiplantae; Chlorophyta; Chlorophyceae; Chlamydomonadales; Astrephomenaceae
Source: the annotation of a GenBank genome assembly